This is a messenger RNA of Cetraspora pellucida, 155 nucleotides long. Lineage: Eukaryota; Fungi; Glomeromycota; Glomeromycetes; Diversisporales; Gigasporaceae. The record is from the annotation of a GenBank genome assembly.
CAUUGAAUUCUACAUCAAGGGAAGUUGAACCUUCUACAUCAAGAGGAGUUGAACCAAAAGACAUUCUUGAUCUGAACAUAGAGGAUGACUCAGCUACAAGCAUAUUAGACAUAGUACAUAACAAUAAUGAUAAAAGUAGAAGAUACUAUGAGUGA